UAUCUGCGCGUAGACGACUGUGUACUUAACAAACAACAUAAAUCUCUGAUAGUGAUAACCUUCACUUAUGCGACUAGUUUCAUUUCAUAUAAUCUUAAUUUACUAGUAACUUGUGAUUUAAAAAUUUAAAUAAGGAGACAUGGGAAGCAUUACAGAAGGCCAAAUAUCUGAGAUACUAAAAAAAAUUAACAUUGAUAAUGAUUACGUGAUAGAAUCUCAUAAUAUUCAAAUAUUUUCCGAAAAAAUAGGUUUACUUGGUGACCACUAUACACUUACGUUAAUCUUGAGACAUGUCAAAACCAAUGAGCAAGUCAAGAAAUCAUACUUCGUCAAAUGCUUCCCGAGUAUCGAAGAUUCUGCUACAUUUGCAGAAGGCAUAGGUGCUUUCAAGAAGGAAAUUUUCGUGUACGAUUUGUAUGAAAAGUUUAAGGAGCACGCCGAGAAUCUGGUUACUAGUUGUAUACCAACGUUAUACACAUACAGUCAUGACCAGUACAUCGUACUUGAAAAUUUAUCUUCUAACGAUUACCGCACCAUCGACAAAAUGAGAUUCCUUGAAUACGAAGAGGUAUUAGUUAUUGUUCAACAAUUAGCCAAGUUACACGCCUCCAGUAUAAUUUACGAAGAACAAAAGUCCAAGGAGCUCGAAAGACAAUAUUCACUAAUUGAGGAAUAUAAAAAUGAAUUGGACGAGUCUUUCUUCAACGACAGGGAAGGAUUUCCAAAUCAAUGUGGAGUAGACGCAAGCGUUAAAGGUGUGCUGAGUGAAAUUGAUCUGUUCGACUUUCCUGAAACUUUGGCUUCUGGAAAGAAGUUCAAGGAAGUUGCGAAGCCUGUUCUGUAUAAAAUCUAUGACCUGGUGAAGCCCUCGAAGAAAUGGAAGAACGUGCUCUCGCACGGCGAUUUGUGGGCGACAAAUUUUCUUAUUAAAUAUGACAGCGACAAGAAGCCGGUAGAUUGUAAGUUUGUUGAUUUUCAAUGUGGAAGGUACGUGCCUCCUGCUCAGGACGUGAUUUCUAUGAUUUAUUUAACCACGUCCAGAAUUUUUCGGCAGUCUUACAUGUAUCCGUUGUUGGGCAUAUAUUACAAUUAUUUAGAGAAAUAUCUUAAAGCUUUUAAUAUUUCAAUUCAAAAUAUUAUUCCCUUUAACGAUUUCCUUGAAAGCUGCGAAGAACAGAAGGUUUUUGCCAUUGUACAGGCUGCCAUAUAUUUUCCGUUAAUUCUAAUUAGUAAUGACUUUGUUGAAAAGUACCUGAGAGAUGGAGAUCUACACAAAAAAGCACUAUUUGAAGAUAGAACUCAUUUAAUUUUGACACACAAAGAUAAAGAUUCUAUCUAUACAAAAAGAUUGAGGGAUUCUGUACAUGAUUUAAAAUCUAUUUGUGAAUAUUUGUAAAUUGAUAAAAAAAUAAAAAAUUGAAGCAUUA
This is a messenger RNA of Aethina tumida (small hive beetle), 1427 nucleotides long. RefSeq lists its product as uncharacterized. The transcript has 2 exons. Bases 140 to 1396 code for a protein of 418 amino acids. Lineage: Eukaryota; Metazoa; Arthropoda; Insecta; Coleoptera; Nitidulidae. The record is from RefSeq and is a predicted model, not a curated record.